Messenger RNA from Heterotrigona itama, 1554 nucleotides. Lineage: Eukaryota; Metazoa; Arthropoda; Insecta; Hymenoptera; Apidae. The record is from the annotation of a GenBank genome assembly.
AUGAGCGGAGGAAUGCCAGAAUUGGGCUCGAAGAUUAGUUUAAUAUCGAAAGCAGAUAUUCGCUAUGAGGGCCGACUUUUUACUGUUGAUCCCCAAGAAUGUACCAUUGCUCUAGCUAAUGGUGAGUCUCAAAUCAAGAUGGAUACCGAAAUCAGUUUUGCCGCUGUUUCAUUUCCCGUACGUUCUUUUGGAACUGAAGAUAGAGAAACUCAACUUCCAGUGGCACCACAAAAUCAAGUAUAUGAAUACAUUUUAUUCCGUGGUUCAGAUAUUAAAGAUAUUAGAGUUGUUAAUAAUGUCAGCUCUCUUCCAAAUGAUCCAGCCAUUGUACAGAUGACGGUGCAACCGUCUAUGAGCCAGCAAUCAUACCAGCCACAACCUAGUUAUGCUCAUCCAAUGAUGGGCCCAAUGGGUGGACAAUAUGGAGCACCCUAUGGCAUGACAAUGGGCACUAUGGGACCUGUAAUGGGAAUGCCAACUUCUGCUAGAGAUCCUCGUGGACCAAUGAAUAAACAGUCAAGUGAGUUGAGCUUGGGCUCUGCUGAACCCAAUGCCAUCUCUAUCCCAAACUCACUACCGACGGCCAAUGUCGACCCAUUACCAAAAGACCAAUCUCUGGAAGAUGGUGUAUUAGAUCUUAUUAGUGGAGGUUCACGGUCAACAACUCCAACUUCUUCUUUAUUGACACGAAAAAGUCCAACUAUGGAUCAAGGUAUCCAAGUAGGCCAUCAACAGCAGCAACAGCAACAACAGGGUGGAAAUGUUGGCAAACUUGGUGAAAAGACAAAUAUGCGAACUAUUCAACCAACUCGACGUGAUCAUGAUAGCCACAGUGGUAAUAAGGCAGGAGGCGCUGUAUCGCAAUAUAAUGAAGGAAAACGUGAUGCAAUGAAGCAAGAUGGUCAGUUACAAGGACAAGGUACUCAUGCUCAAGGUAAUCGAGGAAAUCGUGGUGGAUGGAUGAAUCGUGGGAAUAUGCGUGGUAGAGGAAGAGGUCGCGGUGGUUUUAGAAAUCAACCUGGUAAUGCUGGUGCCAAACCGAAGAAUACGCUGAAAUUCGAUAAUGAUUAUGACUUUGAACAAGCUAAUACUGAGUUUGAAGAAUUGAGAUCUCAAUUGGCAAAAACGAAAAUUGAUGCUGGUGCUGAUAAUGAAAAGAAAGAUGAUAGUGGUAAUGAAACAGGAGCCGGCGAAGGUGAGCCCGAGGAAGAACCUGAGAUAGUUCAUUAUGACAAGUCAAAAUCUUUCUUCGACAACAUCAGCUGUGAAGCUGUUGAAAGGAAGCGGAAACUGAACUCUGAAACAUUUGGUGUAGCGUCAACAAGACGCGGUAGUUUUCGUGGACGCGGUUACUAUAAUCGUGGAAUGGGAGGCAUGUAUCGAGGCAGUGGUGCAGGUGGUUCUGGUUUCCGUGGUGGUUAUAGAGGUUCAAGAGGUGGAAAUCGUAAACCUGCUAAUCAACAGCAACAGAAUAAUCCUGGCAGCCAAAAUCGCACGACCAACGAACAAUCUGCUACUCAAUCGCAGCAGAAUAGUCGCGUUGUAUCUUUUUGA